Messenger RNA from Gadus morhua (Atlantic cod), 1574 nucleotides. It is a transcript of the gene tmbim4, whose product is annotated as transmembrane BAX inhibitor motif containing 4. The coding region runs from base 162 to 872 and encodes 236 amino acids. The transcript has 7 exons. Gene Ontology annotation, cellular component: membrane. Gene Ontology annotation, biological process: negative regulation of apoptotic process. The record is from RefSeq and is a predicted model, not a curated record. NCBI's taxonomy places the organism in Eukaryota, Metazoa, Chordata, Actinopteri, Gadiformes, Gadidae.
CGUGAUCCCCACCUCUAGGCCAGCCGGGGGCGCUGCUGCACAGACCAGUCGGGUUAGGACCAGAAGAAGAGCGGCACCGACGUAUUCCUCAGUCGUCACCGCUUCCUCUACAGACGAAAACAAACAGAGAGCUGCCGUGUAUUUGGUUCUAAACCGCAGAGAUGAGCACCGAGAAAUACCCGAGGUCCUCCAUCGAGGAUGACUUCAACUACGGCACCAACGUGGCAACGGCCAGCGUCCAGAUCCGGAUGGACUUCCUCCGUAAGGUGUACAGCAUCCUCUCCCUCCAGAUCAUCCUGACCACGGCCACCGCCGCGCUCUUCAUGUUCUGCGAACCCAUCAAGCAGUUCGUCCACACCAGUCCUGCGGUGGUGCUGGUCUCGGCGCUGGGCUCGCUGGUGCUGCUGGUUGCGCUGGCGGUGUACCGACACAGGCACCCCCUCAACCUCUACCUGCUGCUGGCCUUCACUCUGCUGGAGGCGGUCUCCGUGGCAACAGCUGUGAGCUUCUAUGAGUAUAAGAUCGUGCUGCAGGCGUUCUUCCUCACCUGCACCGUGUUCACCUGUCUCACGGCCUACACCUUCCAGUCCAAGAGGGACUUCAGCAAGCUGGGGGCCGGGCUGUUUGCUGCACUGCUGAUUCUGAUCGUGGGCGGGGUUAUGCGGAUGUUCUUCAACAACGAGACGACAGAGCUGCUCUUCGCCUGCGCCGGAGCGCUGGUCUUCUGCGGGUUCAUCAUCUACGACACACACCUUCUGAUGCACCAGCUGUCCCCUGAGGAGCACAUCCUGGCCUCCAUCAACCUGUACCUGGACAUCAUCAACCUCUUCAUCCACCUGCUGCGCAUCCUGGACUCCAUGAAGAAGAACUGAGGGGCGUCGCCCGGCCGCCAUCUUGCUACUGGAGCGCCCUCCCAUUGGUCAAUUCUAGAAUAAAUACUCGCGUUGCUUUGCUGCGCGGGGCGUCUUUCUUAUAAUUAUUCGUAAAUUUUUGGCACAAAAGUAACCAGGUGGCUGCUUGGAACGUCAGUUAGGUUAGCUAACCCUAACCUACCCGAGCCGUAGGGCGGGUCACCGCUGGUGAAUGUUCAACGCUACCAGGUUACCCGCUGUCAUGGUUCUGAGUGGACUGGUAUUGUGUUGUAGCUGGUGUUUCUUUGUUGUGUUUUUGGUCGUUAAGGGAAGUUGCUGCAUGGUGAGCAGAUUAUGAAGGUUAAACUGGUUUUAUGUUAGGAGUCAUUUAUUUAUAUAUCUUUCUGCACACUUUUAAUUGCUUUGACCUUUGUAUGAUAUAACAAGCUGUAAUUGCCCACGGACAACAACUUGUUGACGGACUUGAUGUAAAUGUAUUCAUUCCAUUCCUGAAUGUAAAAUAUACUUAUUAACAAACGACACGGUUAUCAGCAUUAUGAAAACUUGUAUCGCCUUUCAAUGAUUUCCACUAUGUCGUUAAUCAUCAGAUGUAUUAACUUUAUGUGCAAUUCUAUAGAGUAUAGUUCAGAAAAAUAAUUUAUGUGAAAUCUGUCGGAUAAAAUGAACGCUGGCAACAGAAUUAUAAUAAAUGAUUUGAAAUGA